AUGGCUAAUAACAGCCUCUUUAAAUUGGGAGAAAGUAAGACAAGAGGACACAAGUUGAAACUGUCAAGAAAUCAGUUGAAAAAUUGUCAGGAAAUAGUCUACGGGCGGUCAAGAAAUGGACAGAAAGAAGAAGUUGUUGAAGCGACCUCAAUCCACAACUUUAGGGCCAAAUUUGACAAGGACUUUGAGUCAAUUGUCCGCCCGUCCUACCCAAGUCGUGACUUAUCUCCUUGGACCCCAAACAGACCAAGACUCAUUCAGACCAAGACAUUCAGACCAAGACUCAUUCAGACCAAGACUCAUUCAGACCAAGACAUACAGACCAAGACUCAUUCAGACCAAGACAUUCAGACCAAGACAUACAGACCAAGAUUCAUACAGACCAAGACUCAUACAGACCAAGACAUUCAGACCAAGACAUACAGACCAAGAUUCAUACAGACCAAGACUCAUACAGACCAAGACAUUCAGACCAAGACAUACAGACCAAGACUCAUACAGACCAAGACAUACAGACCAAGACUCAUUCAGACCAAGACAUACAGACCAAGACAUUCAGACCAAGACAUACAGACCAAGACUCAUUCAGACCAAGACAUACAGACCAAGACUCAUACAGACCAAGACCCAUACAGACCAAGACUCAUUCAGACCAAGACAUACAGACCAAGACUCAUUCAGACCAAGACAUACAGACCAGGACUCAUACAGACCAAGACUCAUUCAGACCAAGACUCAUUCAGACCAAGACAUACAGACCAAGACAUACAGACCAAGACUCAUUCAGACCAAGACAUUCAGACCAAGACAUUCAGACCAAGACAUACAGAUCAAGACUCAUUCAGACCAAGACAUACAGACCAAGACUCAUUCAGACCAAGACAUACAGACCAAGACUCAUUCAGACCAAGACUCAUACAGACCAAGACAUUCAGACCAAGACAUACAGACCAAGACUCAUUCAGACCAAGACAUACAGACCAAGACUCAUUCAGACCAAGACUCAUACAGACCAAGACAUACAGACCAAGACUCAUACAGACCAAGACUCAUUCAGACCAAGACAUACAGACCAAGACUCAUUCAGACCAAGACAUACAGACCAAGACUCAUUCAGACCAAGACUCAUACAGACCAAGACAUACAGACCAAGACUCAUACAGACCAAGACUCAUUCAGACCAAGACAUACAGACCAAGAGACAUACAGACCAAGACAUACAGACCAAGACAUUCAGACCAAGACAUACAGACCAAGACUCAUUCAGACCAAGACAUUCAGACCAAGACAUACAGACCAAGACAUUCAGACCAAGACAUUCAGACCAAGACAUACAGACCAAGACAUUCAGACCAAGACAUACAGAAACCCACAUAA
Molecule: messenger RNA, 1377 nt
Organism: Procambarus clarkii (red swamp crayfish)
Lineage: Eukaryota; Metazoa; Arthropoda; Malacostraca; Decapoda; Cambaridae
Source: RefSeq, a predicted model, not a curated record